GAAAAAUAAGCUCGAGAGGAAACCCGCCCUUUUCUUUGGAUCUCUCUCGCUCGCCACGAUCGGGGUUGAGGUUUAGGGUUUCGAUCUGAGGAGCUUCGUCCCACCGCCAUGGACCCGACCCCCGGUACCCCUCGAUGGAACCUGGACCGCCCCUUCCUCACCGGCCGGUUCCAUCAGGAAAUCAAAGCCCCAGCGCAGGCCGCGGGAUCGAGACUCUUCUCUAUGGAGUCCUUCAGUCGUGGUUCAGAUAAUGUCAUUGGAUCAUACCCAGUUUCGGUUCAGGAGCUUUUGGUCAUUGAUGACCUUCUGUCCGCUCUAGUGGGCAUCGAGGGGCGCUACAUUUCAAUUAAAAGAGUGAGGGGUAAGGCAGGCCAUGUUAUCUUUCAUAUAGAUCCGUCCAUGGACCUCGCACUGCAGGAAUUGACAGAGAGGAUUUUCCCUCUGUGUCAGAACUAUGUGUUGAUCAAUCACUUUGUGGAGUCCAAGUCACAUUUCAAAAGUGGUUUGGUUAACCAUGCAUUUGCUGCUGCAUUAAGAGCACUACUUCUGGAUUACCAGGCAAUGGUUGCACAACUGGAACAUCAGUUUCUCCUUGGAAGGCUCUCAGUUCAAGGAUUAUGGUUCUUUUGCCAGCCUAUGAUGGGAUCCUUGCAUGCUUUGUCAAUUGUGGUUGAGAAGGCUUCUUCCAACAAUUUCUCAGGUGCUACUACGCUUAACCUUUUGCAGAGUCAGGCCAAAGCAAUGGCAGGUGAUAAUGCAGUUCGAUCAUUGCUUGAGAAGAUGACACAACGUGCAAGUUCUGCAUACCUGGCAAUAUUAGAGAGGUGGGUAUAUGAGGGUGUUAUUGAUGACCCUUAUGGUGAAUUUUUUAUUGCUGAAAACAAAUCAUUGCAGAAGGAAAGUCUUACUCAGGAUUAUGAUACCAAGUAUUGGGUACAGCGUUAUAGCCUCAAAGAUGGUAUUCCCAGUUUCCUUGUCAGUGUUGCAGGGAUAAUCUUGACAACAGGAAAAUACUUGAAUGUCAUGAGGGAAUGUGGGCAUAAUGUUCAGGUACCUUUAUCAGAAAAUUCAAAGUUGACAAGCAUUGAGUCAAACCAUCAUUAUCUUGAAUGCAUCAAAUCUGCUUACGAUUUUGCAAGUGGUGAGCUCUUGAAUCUUAUCAAACAUAAGUAUGACCUCAUCGGAAAACUGCGGUCUAUGAAGCGCUACUUUCUUCUUGACCAGGGUGAUUAUUUGGUUCAUUUUAUGGAUAUUUCUCGAGAUGAGCUUGCUAAAAGACCUGAGGAAAUUUCUGUUGAGAAGCUGCAGUCACUUCUUGAUCUUGCUUUGCGUUCAACAGCUGCUGCUUCAGAUCCAUGUCACGAGGAGUUGACAUGUUGUGUGGAAAGAGUUUCAUUGCUCAAAAGACUAAGCACACUUAAAGAUUUGGAUUCCACUGAACCUUCAGAAGGUAAUAUACUUCCUGAUUCUGAUCCUCAGUCUGAGCUGUUCAGUAUCACUGGCUUGGAGACAUUCUGCCUUAGUUACAAGGUUCAAUGGCCAUUAUCACUAAUUAUUCCAAGAAAAGCUCUAACAAAAUACCAGUUGAUUUUCCGUCUCCUGUUCCACUGCAAACACGUAAACCGUCAACUUUGCAUGGCCUGGCAAGUACAUCAAGGGUUUCGUGCCAUCAACAUUCUUGGAACGGCCAUCCUCAGAUCUUCUAUUCUUUGUCGAAGCAUGAUUAAAUUUAUCAAUAGCCUUUUGCAUUAUUUAACUUUCGAGGUCCUUGAACCAAAUUGGCAUUUGAUGCAUGACAGACUUCAAACUGUGAAGAGUGUAGAUGAGGUAAUCCAAUUCCAUGACUUCUUCCUCCAGAAAUGUCUGAAAGAAUGCUUGCUUCUUUUACCUCAGGUUUUUAAGAAAAUUGAGAAGUUAAAAUCAGUUUGCCUUCAGUAUGCUGCUUCUAUCCAGCUGUUAGUGCCAUCAAUGUAUGUGCCGGAAGUAGCUAGCACAAAUGAUGGAACUGGUUCCUUUGGACUGGGAAGAUCUAAACCAUGGAGAUCUAAGAAUAAGAAUCGGCAAUUAAAACUUGCAGCUGAGAAUACCAUAAUAUGUGAUUCCAUCAUGAAAUUCGAAAAGGAGUUCAAUGAUGAGCUCCAGAGUUUAGUUCCCAUCCUAAGCAGCAGUUCACAAGCAGAACCAUACCUGACGCAUCUUGCCCAGUGUAUUCUUGGGUUGGGAAGCGAACAAUAGCUUCUUUGAAGUUCUCCUGUAGUGCCAUGCUGUUGCACCUUUUGUCAUGGUUGCUCCCCAGUGAUAACAUAUCUUGGCUUGGUUGGAAUUAUGUCAUGGUUCUGAGUUUGCAAGACAAGGGCUAAUUACUGCUGAGACAAUUUGAUGUCAUCGUAUGUUCUUGGUUCAGAGCUGUCAGAGUGAAGUACAAAAGAAAGGAACAAAAAUCCAGAAUCACUUGCAUUAGUUAAUGAGACAGAAAAAUUGGCUACGAGAGGGUUUAUUGCAAGUUCUCAUUGUAUUCUCGCUGUUUGAUAAAUUCCAUGCAGGAUAGAAUGUUGUAUUUAGCAAAGUAGCUUCUACGGUCUUAAAAGAUACAUUACAGUCCAGCAGAACCGAUUUUAGCAUCAAAUUAAAGUUACUGUAUUGUGAUUUGGGUGAUGAUGAUCUUAGUCAUCAUGGAAAUAGUUUCUCCACCUGUAUUGACUCUGCAAAGUUUUGCACUUUGAUUGCCUUUCUUUCUUA
Messenger RNA from Musa acuminata subsp. malaccensis (wild Malaysian banana), 2739 nucleotides. Its product is annotated as gamma-tubulin complex component 2. Gene Ontology annotation, biological process: spindle assembly; meiotic cell cycle; cytoplasmic microtubule organization. Gene Ontology annotation, molecular function: gamma-tubulin binding; microtubule minus-end binding. Gene Ontology annotation, cellular component: spindle pole; equatorial microtubule organizing center; centrosome. NCBI's taxonomy places the organism in Eukaryota, Viridiplantae, Streptophyta, Magnoliopsida, Zingiberales, Musaceae. The record is from RefSeq and is a predicted model, not a curated record.